AGCAGCCAUGGUAGCAGCAAAGAAGCUUCCCGCCCUAGCAACAGUGUGCAUUUAUUUACAUCAUGGCUGACCGGCUAACGCAGCUUCAGGACGCUGUGAAUGCGCAAGCGGACAAUUUCUGCAACAGCAUCGGUAUCCUGCAACAGUAUGCGGCACCCAGCAGCUUCCCAGAGUUCGAGAAGUCUGUUUCCAAGCCUGGACAGCAACCUCAAGAAGAUUACCCGCAGCUGUUCGCAUCACUCAUAGCGAGGACUGCAAAGGAUAUUGAUGUCCUGAUCGACUCCCUGCCAAGUGAAGAAGCUUCUCCUGAGCUGCAGGCGGCCAACCUCAGGCGGCUGGAAGUAGAGAACCAGGAGGCAGCCCGGCGCCUGGAGGAAGUGGUCCAGCAGGGCGAGGCGCUCCUGGAGCAGAUCCAGAAGGCACUGCACGACAUCGCCGAGUCGCAGCUCAGCAUGCAGCACCUGGACGAGGCUCCGCCCAACUGACCGAUCGUCCAGUGGUGCAUCGGCUGCGCCCUUCUUAUCGGCACGUCCAUGCCUUUGGAACUGUGACCUCCAGAGAGCGUCAUACGAGCUGCCCACAAUCUCAGACUCUGUAAUAUGGGACUCAGAAUGCACUUCCUUCUCCCGGGCCCAGCCUGGUGAAGUGGUUGUGCAACGUUUCUCACUGCUAUGAUGCAUGUAUAUAUGCCCUUCUUUAUUUUUCCCCCCCUCUUCCUUGUUCACCACUGACAUAAAGACAUUUUCUUUUUCAUCAGA
Dermacentor andersoni is the source of this 758-nucleotide messenger RNA. It is a transcript of the gene MED21, whose product is annotated as mediator complex subunit 21. NCBI's taxonomy places the organism in Eukaryota, Metazoa, Arthropoda, Arachnida, Ixodida, Ixodidae. Gene Ontology annotation, biological process: regulation of transcription by RNA polymerase II. The record is from RefSeq and is a predicted model, not a curated record. Gene Ontology annotation, molecular function: transcription coregulator activity. Gene Ontology annotation, cellular component: mediator complex.